Onychomys torridus (southern grasshopper mouse) is the source of this 1483-nucleotide messenger RNA. RefSeq names its product spindlin family member 2B (gene Spin2b). Gene Ontology annotation, biological process: regulation of DNA-templated transcription; gamete generation. The record is from RefSeq and is a predicted model, not a curated record. The coding region runs from base 431 to 1210 and encodes 259 amino acids. The transcript is spliced from 2 exons. Lineage: Eukaryota; Metazoa; Chordata; Mammalia; Rodentia; Cricetidae. Gene Ontology annotation, cellular component: cytosol; nucleoplasm.
AGGAUGGGGACAAGAGCACCCUCCCCAGCUUAGAACCGUGCUGUGGAGUGGGAGAGGAGGUAGCUGAACGGUGUUUGGCAGGAAGGGGCGGCCUCUCGCGGGGCAGGAAGCUACGCUAGGAAAAGAGGGAGGAGACUGCAGUGGCAGCAGCGACUGCUGGAAGCUCUAAGUAGCCCAGGUGCUGCUGCCUCUGACACUCGGGAGGAGAGCAAGGAAGCCCAGCGCGGGGACUUCUGGAUGCCUCCUUCUUCUGCCCCGAGGCUUUCCUAGACAGACUCUUGGCCUUGGACUCCUCCUGGCUUUUGCUCUCACCAACACUCAUUUGGCUCCUCGCCUGCUGAUCAUCCUUCACUCCAGGCUCGCAGCGGAGGCAACAGUCUUGUGUCCGAUUUGGGCACGUGAGUGCUGCAAACCCAGACAGUAGGCAGGUAUGAAGUCUCCUCACAAAAAAGCAGCUGCAAGAGAGCAAACGAGAGAAGCUGUUGGUCACCAUGUUGGCUCUACAACCAUUAAGAAGAAAAAAGCUGCCCAGAAGAGGCAGAGGAGCAGGUCUUCAUCCCAAUCCCGAAGGAACAUCGUGGGCUGCAGAAUUUCUCACGGGUGGAAGGAAGGAGAUGAGCCCAUCACCCAGUGGAGAGGAACUGUUCUGGAUCAGGUGCCUAUAAACCCCUCUCUCUAUCUGGUGAAAUACGAUGGCAUUGACUGUGUCUAUGGACUGGAACUUCACAGAGAUGAAAGGAUUUUAAAGCUUAAAAUCCUUUCUGAUAAGGUGUCCUUUUCUCGAGUCAGCGAUGUGCGCCUUGCUGAUAGCAUAAUUGGCAAGGCAGUGGAACACAUGUUUGAGGGUGAGCAUGGCUCUAAGGAUGAAUGGAGGGGGAUGGUCCUGGCCCAAGCGCCUAUCAUGAACGCCUGGUUUUAUAUUACCUAUGAGAAAGAUCCCGUCUUGUACAUGUACCAGCUUCUGGAUGAUUAUAAAGAGGGUGACCUCCGUAUCAUGCCAGAGUCCAGUGCAUCUCCUCCAGCAGACAGGGAGCCAGAAGGAGUUGUAGAUGGCCUGAUAGGUAAACAUGUGGAAUAUACCAAAGAAGAUGGCUCCAAGAGGACAGGCAAGGUCAUUCACCAAGUGAGAGCCAAGCCCUCUGUGUACUUCAUCAAGUUUGAUGAUGAUUUCCAUAUCUAUGUCUAUGACUUAGUGAAGAAGAACUGUUAGAGUUAGAUUUGAGUAGUGUGGGGAGGCAAGUGUGUAAUUUGUAGAUGUGCGAGAAAUGUUCAUUUCUCAGUAUAUUAGAAGCCUGAGGGUUUCUGAUAACCCAGAAUCUUUGCCAGCAUUACUGUUGUUUUGUUCUGAAAAAUACCAGUCUGUGGAUAUGACCUGUUCUAUGUAAAACUUUGUCUUGUGCAAGAGAUGAGUAUGUUUGGUGGAUGGGACAUGAAGGAACAGCUGUCAAUUUAACCUGUGAAUAAAGUACCAUUAUUAUUAUAA